CCGGCCGGGAAGGCGGGGAGCGGGCGACCGUGGAGGAGGAGGGGGAGGCGGCGGCUGCAGCAUCCAGAGCUGGCCCAGGCGGUCGGCGCGCCCCGCGCACAAAGGCGCCUAGCCCCUGGGGAAAGCGAUGAGCGCACCGCAGCCCAGGCCCUGGCCACCGCUGUAGCCAUCGCGGCGUGCGCCCGGGGCUCCGGGGAAGAAACCCGGUGCACCAAGGACCGGUGGCCGAGGUGCGGCCCGUGCGCCCUAAGCACGGAACUCGCCGCCCUCCAGGUCAGGCGCCAAGCUUCAGGGCGGCCAGAGGGAGGGCUUCCGCGCCACCCCUGAGAUCGGGGCAGUCGGACGCUUCACCGCUCGGGACCGGACCUCGGCGCCCCCUCGCUGCCCCUGAGCGCCAACUUCGCCGAGAACGUCCCUAACUCCAGGGCACCCUGCGGGGAGAGAAGGCGCUGCCCCGGGCACAAGCCGGGAGGACGCGCCGCUGGCGAAGAAGCAGCCAGCAUCCGCGGGGUCGCUCGGGCGCCCCUGAGUGGGCAGCAGCAGCAGCAGACCUCUCCCGGACCUACCGGCGCUGGGGAUUCCUCCCAGGCAGGCACUCGCCCUCUCUUUUAUGGAGCUUGGGCCCCUGCCACAGCCCAGCAGAGGCUGUGGAGGUCAACCAUCAGGAAGCCUGGUUCCCAGCCCGAGGGCCCAUCCCUGGCUACCAGGAGUGGAGGCUCCGGAGAGGUAGCAGUGGCCCGCCAGCGGUCCCCUCCCCAUAGUGAGCCAUGGGUCAGAAGCUCUCUGGGGGUCUUAAGUCUGUGGAGGUGCGAGAGCCAGCGCUUCGGCCAGCUAAGCGGGAGCUUCGAGGAUCAGAGCCCGGACGGCCAGCUCGGCUAGACCAGCUGCUGGACAUGCCUGCAGCAGGCCUGCCUGUGCAGCUGAGACAUGCGUGGAAUCCUGAGGACCGCUCGCUCAACGUCUUCGUCAAGGAUGAUGACCGCCUCACCUUUCACCGGCACCCGGUAGCCCAGAGCACAGAUGGCAUCCGCGGCAAGGUGGGCCAUGCCCGAGGUCUGCAUGCAUGGCAGAUCCACUGGCCCGCUAGACAGCGGGGCACCCACGCUGUGGUGGGCGUGGCCACGGCCCGUGCUCCUUUACACUCUGUGGGUUACACCGCGUUGGUGGGCAGUGACUCCGAGUCCUGGGGCUGGGACCUGGGUCGCAGCCGCCUGUACCACGACGGCAAGAACCGGCCUGGGGUGGCAUACCCUGCCUUCCUGGGGCCAGAUGAGGCCUUUGCUCUGCCGGAUUCCUUAUUGGUCGUGCUGGACAUGGACGAGGGUACUCUCAGCUUCAUCGUGGAUGGUCAGUACCUGGGUGUGGCCUUCCGUGGCCUCAAGGGCAAGAAACUGUACCCAGUGGUGAGUGCCGUGUGGGGCCACUGCGAAGUCACCAUGCGCUACAUCAAUGGCCUUGACCCUGAGCCCCUGCCACUGAUGGACCUGUGCCGGAGAUCCAUCCGCUCAGCCCUGGGCAGACAGCGCCUGCGGGACAUCGGCUCCCUGCCCCUGCCUCAGUCUCUCAAAAAUUACCUGCAGUACCAGUGAGUGGCGCUAAAGACCUGCUGUCAUCUGUGGUCACACAGCAACUAGCUCCAGAGUGUCAGGACACGUCACUGACUUGGGCAAGGAAUGCCUGUUGCCAUUGCUGCCGUCAACCAGGACCAGGAGUAUAUAGAGACCAUUUCUUCCUCAAGAGAAUGAAUAAAACAUUUGGCAGGAGACGGCAUCUUGUUCUCCCCACUGCAGACAGGCCCAGGGAAAAUUGGCCAGUGGAGAGAAAAUAGCUUCUGAAUAAUAAAUGAUGAAAGCAAGUCCUUGACGGUCCCCUCCCUGUCUGCCCCCAGCCAGGGCAGAGAGAUCAUCCUUCCAUUUUGAGACUUAGUACCACUUUGAGAGACAAAUCCCCAGGGACCACGGCAGUGCAAAAGUGCCUGGACUUACCUCACUGAGCUGGCUUGUCACCCCUUCCU
This is a messenger RNA of Acomys russatus (golden spiny mouse), 2014 nucleotides long. It is a transcript of the gene Spsb4, whose product is annotated as splA/ryanodine receptor domain and SOCS box containing 4. NCBI's taxonomy places the organism in Eukaryota, Metazoa, Chordata, Mammalia, Rodentia, Muridae. Gene Ontology annotation, cellular component: SCF ubiquitin ligase complex. Bases 768 to 1589 code for a protein of 273 amino acids. The transcript has 3 exons. Gene Ontology annotation, biological process: proteasome-mediated ubiquitin-dependent protein catabolic process; intracellular signal transduction. The record is from RefSeq and is a predicted model, not a curated record. Gene Ontology annotation, molecular function: protein binding.